Molecule: messenger RNA, 705 nt
Organism: Williopsis jadinii
Lineage: Eukaryota; Fungi; Ascomycota; Saccharomycetes; Phaffomycetales; Wickerhamomycetaceae
Gene: RTN1
Product: Rtn1p
Exons: 1
Source: RefSeq, a predicted model, not a curated record
AUUUUAACCUGGAAGGACCCAGUCAAGACCGGUAAGGUCUUCGGUACCAUCAUUGCCGCCUUGAUCGUUCUCAAGUCUGUUAACUUGCUCAACUUGUUUUUCCGUAUCGGUGCGUUUACCUUGGUUACCUCUGCCGUUGCCGAGUACGCUGGUAAGUUUGUCACUGGUUCAGGUCUUGUGACCCGCUUCAGACCAGCUUACACAACAGUCGUCUCCACCAAGGGCCAAAAGGCCCUGGAGUGUUUGGCCAACAGAUUGCCAGCUUUGGAAGAGUCUGUUCAGAAACUCAUCUACUCUGCUGACAUUGAGAAGACCUUGAAGGCUGGCGCUCUCUUCUACAUCUUGUUCAAGAUCACCUCGUGGUUGUCCCUCAACACCUUGAUCUUCACUGCUACAAUCCUCGGAUUCUCCCUCCCAGCUAUCUACGAAAAGAACCAAGUUCAGAUCAACGCUGCUGUUAAGGAGUUCUCUGCUUUGGUUGGUGAGAAGGCCUCUGAAUACUCAAAGGUUGCUCAAGAAAAGGCUGCUCCAUACAUCAAGCAAGCCGAUGAGAAACUUGGUCCAGUGUCAAAGUUCAUCAAGGAGAAGUACCAAGUCAGAACUGCUGGUAGUACUGUUGGCUCUACUUCCUCCAAGGCUGCUGCUGUCCCAGUAGAGACCACUCCAGUUGCUUCCACAACCUCUGGUGCUCAAGUUGUUCCAGAA